This is a messenger RNA of Rotaria sp. Silwood2, 729 nucleotides long. The record is from the annotation of a GenBank genome assembly. Lineage: Eukaryota; Metazoa; Rotifera; Eurotatoria; Philodinida; Philodinidae.
AUGACAAAUCCGAAAAAAGAACUUACUGUCGCAUGUAGUUAUCUAUUACGUUUAAUGAAAGCACAUGUUAAAUUAUCACAGGAACAGAUCAAUGUUUUUAAACGAACGUUUUAUGAUAUAUUAUCAAAACGUUUUAUUGGACAUUGGUUUCCUGCAACACCACAUCGUGGAAGUGCAUAUAGAUGUUUACAAACAAAACAUUGGAAAGAUCCAGUUCUUAGAUCAAUUGCUGAACGUUCUUGUAUACCACUUCAUCAAUAUCUACCAGUCAUAUUCACUAUGUGGAUUGAUCCAGGUGAGGUAGCCGUUUGCUUUGGUGAUGAAGGUACAUGGUGUCCAUUAUAUAAACAUGAUAUAGAUGGUAAAAUACAACAAACAUAUAGUGAUGGAGAAGAAACAGUUUCAUCAUCAGUAUCUGAUGAUGAUUUAUUAAGUUUAACACAAAAUGUUAAAACAUUAAAUAUAAAUAACAAACAUGUUCCAUCAAAUACAUUAACAACACAGAUAAUAGAUAAUCGUCCAUCAUCAUCAUCUUCAUUAUUAGCAUCUAGUAAUCGAAUAUCAAAUGUCUUUUUAAAUACAAUUUCAACAAAUAUGAAUGCACAGAUACAAAAUUUUACUGAUUGUAAUUAUUCAAUGGCAAAUGAUUGGAAUGUACAACAAAACAAUUUCUGGUCACAACAACAAUUUACUAUGUCAGAUGGACUUUAUCAAGGAGAAAAUUUUUAA